Molecule: messenger RNA, 1659 nt
Organism: Siniperca chuatsi (mandarin fish)
Lineage: Eukaryota; Metazoa; Chordata; Actinopteri; Centrarchiformes; Sinipercidae
Exons: 3
Coding region: 333-1586 (417 amino acids)
Source: RefSeq, a predicted model, not a curated record
AUUUUCUGUCGGUCGAAUAAUUGAUUAAUCGACGAAAUGUUUCAGCUCCAACCUCAAUAUUUAUAAAGUGGAAAACGGAUUCUUUAACGUACGUAAAAUAAAAUGUUACCACUUUGCAAAUGUUGACACAAGUUGUGCUUGUUGCUCGUGCGAUCUUUCCGACAGCACUUGAAGGCAGCGUACGUUAGCUAGCAGGCUAGCUGAGCAUUUUGCUAGCAACGAUAAUACGCGAUUCCAGUCUAUGCAGCUACAAAUAACUUGAUUAACUGCUCAAUGUAUGGAGAAAUUAUGCCGUCUGGUAUGCGAACAUAGACUAUCGAUCACCAAGACAAAUGGACGUCAGUGAGUAUGUUUUAUCGGCGGGCAGAGCCGUGCUGGACAUGGUGGAACGGGACUGGCAGCCGCUGUCUUCGGGCGAGCUGGAGCAGCGGCUGGACCAGUCGGUGGAGGAGAUCUUGGAGGCUGACCUGAUAGCAAAACUCAAAACUCAGCCUCCUCCUGCUAUAUACGUACAGUUAAUGCAGAGUCAAGAUAAUGUGCAGCCCCAAGUUUUACAGACGAGAACAUCCAGUCCCCCAGUGGAGGACUCACCAGAUCCCCGAGGACCGAAGGAUCCUGUAGACACUGCUGCAGUCAAGCACAUCGCAGACCUGCUUCAAAGCUCCAAAUCCAGGGCUCGAAUGGCUGGACGGGCUCGCUUAUCCCUGUCCCACACUGUCCUGCUGUCCCUCACUCUGCUCUCUGAGCGCGUCAGCUACCGCUCUGUGUCCCGACGCUUCCACUUGGAGAAAGGAAACAUCCACAGGAUCUUCUUUUCUUUCUGUGAGCACAUCAACAUGCUGGAAGAGACGCUCAUCAGAUGGCCAGUCGGCAGUGAGGCUGUAGAGGCCCUUUUCCCGCUCUCCAGUGCAGUGAAGGAGCAGGAGGAGCAGCAUCAAGGUGUCCCUCGGGUCCUGGGAGUGUUGGGACACACCCGCAUCCCUAUCCGCCUGCCAAUAGGUAAACAUGAUGUGGAGAGCACAGUGCCUGAGGUGAAGAGGAUGAAGAAGGAGGCCCAUCCCGACUCCUGGCUAAACCUUCAGCUCAUAUGCGACCAUAAGGGCCGGUUCCUACACUGCAGGAUCAGUAAAGGAUCAGACGUGGACAGAGGCAGCGCUCUGAGAGACAAACUCAAACAGCAUCCUGAACUGAUGCCCUCUGGCUCCUGCCUGGUGGCCAGAGCCGGCUACCCGCUCACUGCUCAGAUUUUAACUCCAUACCCAGGAAGUCAUGGACCAAGAGAGGAGCUCUUCAACAAGACGCUGGAGGAGCAUUUUCACAUCCUGGAUCAGGCUCUGGCCAACCUGAGAGCCAGAUUUCAAAGGCUCAGGUAUCUGGAUAUUGGAAACUAUGAUCGAGCCAGAGCUGUUGUGCUGACUGCCUGUGUGUUGCACAAUGUGUUUUCAGACAUGGGGCAAGUGCUUCAAGGAGAAGUUGAGAAAGAGGAAGCCAUAACCCGAGAGGGCGAGGUAGAUGACGAGGGUGUACACAGACGUGACGCCAUCUCAGAUUUGUUGUUUAAAAACUUUUGUUCUGGAAGCACAUGAUGUGAUGUUGGAAAACUUCUGCUCAUAGAUGUAAAUGAACAGUUCUGUAAUAUAAAGGUUUAUUUGAACAGAA